This is a messenger RNA of Macrobrachium nipponense, 1950 nucleotides long. RefSeq lists its product as uncharacterized. The record is from RefSeq and is a predicted model, not a curated record. Lineage: Eukaryota; Metazoa; Arthropoda; Malacostraca; Decapoda; Palaemonidae. Bases 64 to 981 code for a protein of 305 amino acids. The transcript has 7 exons.
CCAGGCCAUGGAAAUGGCGGGAAGAUUGUUCAUCUUCUUCUUCACUGUGUCCUUCUUUUGGAGAUGAGGGUAAUGGCAAAGGGGCCGUACUGGGACAAAGCAGGGGCCGUAGCAAGUAAGGACAGCUGGAUGACCUGGUUCAACCUCGAACAAGCCCCCUGGACGCCAGGUCACGCUCGUAUCAACGACAGCUUGGUCUCUUUGGCUGUCAACAGGAGCUCCUGGUGUGAAUGCCAGGUACUGUGCCAAGUGGAGCUGAACUGCUUCAGUAUGGCGGCCAAAGCACUGAGCGAUGGGCUUGUGACCUGCGUCUUGUCACACCGCCGAGGUCACCUCAAGAAUCUCGUCUAUCAACCUGGGUUCACCAUCUAUCAGAGGGCCAGUGUUGCUCGGGUGGGUGACGCCUGCAAAGACGACACCGAGUGCUAUGCCAAUGACAUCUUUUCCAAAUGCAAUGGUGGAGAGUGUCAGUGUAAAGCUGGUACUUACUUGCGAGAUGGCGUUUGCUCAGUCGACUGCCCGAAGGGAUGGAUAGCUGGAGAACUCUCCAACAGGACCGAAUGCUAUUACCUGAGUCGACAGAAAGCCAAACCGAAGGCGGCCUUCGAGAAGUGUGCGUCGAUGGAUCCGAAGAGCAAAAUAGCAGAGAUCACCGAUAUGGAGGAGCAGUUGGCCCUGGCAGCAAUUAUGAAACGACACCUGGCUUGGUCAGACCGUAUAUUAUUUGGCUUGACUGCAUACAGUGGCAAAUACAAGUACGGAGGCCUACAGAUCUUUGCCGAGGGAGCUGCGGGAUCAGAUGACCCGGUGGAUCGCGAUGACCAUCUACCGGAAGCGACUUUCUUUGCCUGGGGAGGAAAUGAGCCUAACAACCCCGUGGAACACUGCGUUGUGAUGUUCCUAGGAUACAAGUGGCGAUGGGCCGACGUCAACUGUAAGUUUGAGUACGUCUACCUGUGUGAGAUAACAAUUGAUGUAUGAAUCAACGGGACAGCGAAAGACAACCCAUGGCAUCAGAUAACAUUUCUUUGCUAAUGUUCGUCAAUAAACGGGCCUGAUGCGUGUCGUCACAUACUAAUGCCAGUCAACUGUGCUAUAAUAAAUUUCAGUGGGUGUAUCUUUCAGUGGAUCACUGGGUGUAUCUCAUCUAAAAGCAGUCAAAUGAGCACGCAUUCUUAGACCGAGGCUACAGAGGUAAUGUAAGCUGAUCAGAUUUUAUGAGAGAAUAAAUUAAUCAAUAUGCGCUGCUCAUUUUACUGAUAUUCACAUUGACUAUGAAUUAAUCGUUAAAGGGUAGCUACCAUUAGCAUACAAAAGAGAUGAGCCUCCGUUCUCUUUGCUUAAUGCUUAGCGCUAUUAUUUUCACCAUCAUUUUGAAGGAAAAGACCAGUUACGGUAUACUGUAUGACAAGAACUUCUAAAUUGGAUUUGCAGUCAUUGACAAUGUCCUUUAUAAAAACAAGAUGACAGGACACUCCUGCUGUACGUAAUAUAUAAUUCUAUGAAGCAGGAAUCAUUAAACUAUUUUAUUUCUAGUCAGUAGCAUGAUUGAAGCUUGUCCACUACGAUGCAUCAAAUGCCACUCACAAGGCGAACAAAGCAACAAGCAUAAUUCCUUUGGGAGAUGAAGUGGGAAUAAAGACCAUGUUUUGAAUUUAAGACGUACCAGGCUAUGGAGAGGUACAACUCUGAAAUGUGCCGCGUGAUAUAUAAUUAAUAAAAGGAAGGAGACCAAAGAAAGCCAUUUGUAAUGAGGAAAAAAAUAAAAACACACAAAGAGAAUUGCCGAAAGACUGAUGAAUUAGCGUCACAGCAUUUAUGGCAGUCGAAGAAGGAAGUAAAUGAUUUAAGCAAAAAGAAAAUAAUUAUAGUUAAAUGAAAUCUAACUUCUACUUCUUUAGUCCAAAACUUCCACACGAGAAAUCCAAACCUUGAGGAACUCCCAAAAAC